Messenger RNA from Echinococcus granulosus, 618 nucleotides. RefSeq lists its product as hypothetical. The record is from RefSeq and is a predicted model, not a curated record. The transcript is spliced from 4 exons. Lineage: Eukaryota; Metazoa; Platyhelminthes; Cestoda; Cyclophyllidea; Taeniidae. The coding region runs from base 1 to 618 and encodes 205 amino acids.
AUGUCCAUCAUCCAUCACAGACGAAUCUACACAGUGUCUAUGCGUCGCGAUAUAUUGCGAGUUGAAGAAGGAGGAGAAGAGAAAGUCCCUCCACCACAACUCUCUAUUGAGCAAACCCUAGUUGUGGCCAAAGUUGUUACUGCAUGCCUUAACACAGCUUGUGUAAUAGUCACCACGAAUGAUGCUGGCAGGGACGCGAGGAGCCACAUGAAGCAAGUUGGGAGUCCUCCUAAAAGGUUGCGACGCGAUGUGACUACGCGCCUCAUCCUCAGUCACUUUGACGAGUUUGCCUCCACCCUCACGCACAGUCUUGGAGUGUUGCGAAAGCAGCCACUCCCAUUUACCCUUAAGUUGAAGCCGCAGCUGCAAUCCUUCCACUUACGUCACGAGGGUCGUAUUAUUCAGUUGGGUUUCGACAGCUCCAGUCACUCACUCAUGCUCCCGACUGUAAUGUAUGGUGUCACACGGAGCUUCGAUCUAAGACCAGUGGAUCCCGAUAUUGGCUCACCAGGAUCAAAAAACCAGAUCUCGUACUCACCAAUUCAUGGCUUCACUCCUUUUCGGAAGCGAAAGUUGGAAUUCGGCACUGAAGAUGAAAACCACAAAGCUGCCUCGUGA